UCAGUUUCACAUUGCCGUUUACCGCCUUUCUGAUUUUGUCUCAAGCUCAAAACUCUCAGGUGCAAAACAUGGCGUCUACAGAUGUUGCUGGCGUGACUACGGGUCAACCAAAUUUACACAAACAGGAUUUGUCGAAACUGGAUGUAACGAAACUAACAGCCUUAUCCCCAGAAGUGAUUAGUAGACAAGCUACUAUUAAUAUUGGUACAAUUGGACACGUAGCUCACGGAAAAUCAACAGUAGUCAAAGCCAUUUCUGGAGUUCAAACAGUCCGAUUUAAGAAUGAAUUGGAAAGAAAUAUUACCAUCAAACUGGAAAAACUCCAGUUCGAUGGAAAUGGUUCAAUCAUCACAUGGCCGAAACAACUGAAAGGGAAAAAAGUGAGCUUGAAGAGAGCACUGGAAGAUUGUGAAAACUUUGAGGAGGAGCGAAAGGGAAUCAAAAGAAAAUAUGAACCAUCAAAAAUCAGGAAGUUACGACCUAAUAAGGCAAAUGCAACGUAUAAAAAAGAGUUUGUUGUUGAAAAAAUUUUAGCCCAAGAAUUUGAUGUAAGCACUAAACAGUUGAUGUUUUUAGUGAAAUGGAAAGGAUAUUCCAUGGUUCAUAAUACUUGGGAGCCACUAGAGCAUUUGACUCAUUGUUCAUUGCUUUUGACACAGUUUUUAGCAGAAUCUCUAGGAUCGCAAGUCUUGGAUGCACUUUGUGAUAAGUUGAAUAUUUCCAACAAACUGUCUGAACAGAAUCUUUUAGACAUGUUGAAAAUUGAUAAUCUUGACAACAUACCUGAUAAGCUUCACCUUCAGGAAAAAUUAUUAAGAGUGGUGGCCACACCUCCAAAAGAGAGGCAUAUUCAUAAACUGGAGGAAGGAAAAAAAGCAAUUUUAAUGUAUCAAUUACUGUUAAAAAGGGAAACACAACUUAAGAAGCUGAAGAGUUGGGAAGAAAUGAUCAACACUAUGGCAAAAGAAGAAGCAGCAAUUACUAUAGAAAAUAAAGUCGAUUUGGAAUGUCCUCCCGAAGGUUUUACUUACAUAAAUGAAUAUGUUGCUACAGAAGGCAUUGAUAUUCCUGUUGAGCCUACUUCAGGAUGUGAUUGUGAAGAGUGCGGGCCAAAAAUAAAAAAUUGUUGUGGAAAGCAGCCCCACAAUGGUUUCACAUUCAAAGCACGCGGUCGAAUAAAUGUGAAUCCUGGAAUAGCAGUAUAUGAGUGCAACAAGAAAUGUAAAUGUGAUGAGAACUGUAGAAACAGGGUAGUACAGAAUGGUCGUAAAGUGCCACUUUGUAUUUUCAGAACUGCCAAUGGCUGCGGCUGGGGAGUAAAGGCAAUGAGAAAAAUUCAUUGCGGAGAAUUUGUUUGUGAAUACGUAGGAGAAGUUAUAACCCAUGAGGAGGCUGAAAUCAGAGGCCGUACAUAUGACGAGGAAGGACGGACAUAUUUGUUUGAUUUGGAUUAUAAUUCCAAAGAUAAUCCCUAUACAGUAGAUGCGGCUAAAUUUGGCAAUGUCUCACACUUCAUUAAUCAUUCUUGUGAUCCAAAUCUCGGAGUGUAUGCAGUUUGGAUCAAUUGUUCAGAUCCUAAUUUGCCCAAGCUGGCACUUUUUGCCUUGAGAGAAAUUGAAAGAUAUGAAGAGAUUACUUUUGACUACAUGAUGAAUAUAGAUCCGGUGGUGCCAACAACUCCUGAAAAGUCCCGAUUUCUUCAUACUCCUGAUAAAAAUCAAGUCAUACAAAAUGGCAGAAGUAUUUGUAAAUGUGAAGCUGACUCAUGUUAUGCCAAUGCUAAAAUUUACCAUUGUGACAAUCCUAAAUGCCCACGACCAGUAUGUUUUACCUCUGGAAGUUCUUCCAAAGACGACAACUUUCCCUGUACGCGUCAAUCUUGUACCGGCCGUUUCCAACUGGUGAGACACGUCAGCUUCGUUGAUUGCCCUGGUCACGACAUUCUUAUGGCAACCAUGCUUAACGGUGCUGCUGUUAUGGAUGCAGCGCUUUUGCUUAUCGCAGGUAACGAAUCCUGUCCCCAGCCUCAAACUAGUGAGCAUUUGGCGGCUAUAGAAAUUAUGAAGCUGAAGCAUAUUAUAAUUUUGCAAAACAAGAUUGAUCUUGUGAAAGAAGGGCAGGCCAAAGAGCAGCAAGAACAAAUUGUAAAGUUUGUUCAAGGAACUGUUGCUGAAGGAGCACCCAUUAUACCCAUAUCGGCUCAGUUGAAAUAUAAUACUGAGGUUUUGUGUGAAUACAUUAUAAAAAAAAUCCCAGUCCCACUUAGAGAUUUCACAUCAGAACCUCGUCUUAUCGUUAUCAGAUCGUUUGAUGUCAACAAGCCUGGUUGUGAAGUGAAUGACCUCAAAGGUGGGGUUGCCGGUGGCAGUAUUUUGAGAGGGGUACUCAGAGUUGGUCAAGAAAUUGAGGUUAGACCAGGUCUGGUGAGCAAAGACUCUGAAGGAAAAUUGACCUGUCGUCCCAUCUUUUCAAGAAUUGUGUCUUUGUUCGCAGAACAAAAUGAACUGCAGUUUGCUGUUCCUGGGGGUCUUAUAGGUGUUGGUACGAAAAUUGAACCAACACUUUGCCGAGCAGAUCGUUUGGUGGGUCAAGUUUUGGGAGCUGUAGGUGCUUUGCCUAGCAUUUUCAUUGAACUUGAG
Leptinotarsa decemlineata (Colorado potato beetle) is the source of this 2639-nucleotide messenger RNA. RefSeq names its product eukaryotic translation initiation factor 2 subunit 3. Gene Ontology annotation, biological process: formation of translation preinitiation complex. Gene Ontology annotation, cellular component: cytosol; nucleus; eukaryotic translation initiation factor 2 complex. Lineage: Eukaryota; Metazoa; Arthropoda; Insecta; Coleoptera; Chrysomelidae. Gene Ontology annotation, molecular function: tRNA binding; zinc ion binding; GTP binding. The record is from RefSeq and is a predicted model, not a curated record.